AUGUUCUUCACAUCAUUGCUGCUCGGCAUCCUGCCCCUGCUCACGGCUGCGAACACCACCACCGGCUUUCACACGUCCAGCAAGCGAGGGCUGAUCUACAUCCCCAACUCUGACUUCCCCGCCGAUGACGAGGUAUGGAUCCAGAAGGGCUCCGACCUCUCGUGGUACUACAACUACAAGAUGUACCCCAACGCCGACUACGUCGACGGUACGGGACUGAACUUCGUGCCCAUGCUGUGGGGAGCGCCGUCCAGCUUCAGUGACACCACGUUUCUGGAGAACGUCACGUCCCAGCUCGUCGAGGGCAGGAACAUCACCCACGCCAUGGGCUUCAACGAGCCGGACAACACCGGCGAGACCGGCGGUAGCGACAUCGAACCCUCCGACGCGGCCAGGUACUGGAAGAAGCAGAUGGAGCCUCUGAGGAAACUCGGUGUCUCCCUCGGGGCCCCCGCCGUCACAGGCGGCUCGGCUGGCUUCCACUGGCUGUCCAACUUCACCAAGGCCUGCGACGGGGGCUGUACCUUUGACUUCAUCCCGAUACACUGGUACGGGAGCUUCGACGGGCUGGCGAGCCACAUCGCCGACGUCCUGGCCAUCUAUCCCAGAAAGAAGAUUUGGGUCACCGAGUUUGCCCUCGACAACUCGAAUCUAGAACACACCGAAGACUUCUUCCGGACGGCUGCCACUUACUUGGAUAAGAACGAAAACGUCUCUCACUACUCCUACUUCGGUUCUUUCCGCUCCUCCGCGUCCAAUGUUGGCAUCAACGUGGCCAUGCUAGACUCGCAUGGUAAACUGACCGACAUAGGGGGCUGGUACUUGAAGGGGAACUCUACUGGAGUCAAACCGGACAAUGUCACAGUCACGAAAACGCACGCGACAACUGCAGCAGGCCAUACGCCGACGUAUGCUGUGCCGCCGCUGGCAACAAAAACGUCUUGGGCCGUAUCGGCGUCGGUCCCGAAUCUCCUGGCUCUUCUUCUAGGGCUCAGUUUCUCAACUCUGUAUAUAUGA
Molecule: messenger RNA, 1017 nt
Organism: Geosmithia morbida
Lineage: Eukaryota; Fungi; Ascomycota; Sordariomycetes; Hypocreales; Bionectriaceae
Product: Glycosyl hydrolase catalytic core
Exons: 2
Coding region: 1-1017 (338 amino acids)
Biological process (GO): fungal-type cell wall polysaccharide metabolic process
Cellular component (GO): fungal-type cell wall
Source: RefSeq, a predicted model, not a curated record